Schizophyllum commune H4-8 is the source of this 2398-nucleotide messenger RNA. RefSeq lists its product as uncharacterized. Bases 79 to 1977 code for a protein of 632 amino acids. The record is from RefSeq and is a predicted model, not a curated record. The transcript is spliced from 5 exons. NCBI's taxonomy places the organism in Eukaryota, Fungi, Basidiomycota, Agaricomycetes, Agaricales, Schizophyllaceae.
UGACCAUCGACGCCCACGUUCAUCUCGCCGCUUUGUUGCUUAUCGUUGCCUGCUCUCUCUCACGAACUUACGAACACGAUGUCGAACCGCCCGCGCCCGAGCAUUCUCGAGAUGUUCGAUCCGCUCGCGCGGCCGUCGACGCCGCCUCGCGACGGCAGCUCGUCCGACUCGGACAAGGAGAACUCGCAGCCGCCAAACGCGGACCUCGGCAUGACCGCCAUCUUUGGGCGCACGUACAAGCUGCCGCACUGCAGCCCAACUCAGCCCAGGCAGCUCAAGACUCGCCUCGUGGAUGUUGGAGACGUGACGCUGGACCUCUCGCAGGUCCAUGUGCAGGAUUACGAUUCGGAUGAAGAAGACCAGCAUCUCCUCACCAUGACCAUGCCAGAGGACGAUGAGGAAGGCGCUGAAUCCGAGACCGAACAGCCUCAGCCACCGGUGGAGCCUCGCCUCCGUUCUGGUCCGUCCACACCGCGCACUCCACUCGGCGAGCUCCAGCUCGAGCAGGAGACCCCCGUCUUCCGAAGCAAGAUCUUCAAGCGUGAAGUCCUGGACUUCUCUCCGCGCACGCCGCAGGCCUUUGCCAAGUCACCAUUGUCUUCCGUGAUCGACAGAGUGAACGCCUCUGGCCGUACCUUUGCCUCGCAGGAGCCGGCUUCGCCUGCCCUAGGCAGCCCUAUGCCUUCGCCCAAGCUCGGCCCUGAGAUCAAAGUCUCUGCUGCAGACAGCGAGUCGGACAACGGUGACGAGGCGGAUGUCGAGGAGAACGAGAACGACGUUCCGGAGCCGAAGCCCGCAUCGCCGCAACCUGCGCUGCGGCCGUCGCCAAACCUCCGUCCCAACCCUCGAGAUUCCUUCGCGUCGAACACCUCCAACCGCAUGUCUCUCGACCUUCAGUCGUCCUUCCAGCUUCACUUCGAGUCGACGGACGCAAGCUUCGACUUGAUGAAUGACAAGAUAUCCUUCUUGCACAACACGAGUAAGGGCGAGUCGUUUCUGGCCGACUUAGACGAGUCUCUGGAGGAUGAUGAGAAUGUAGUACCGCCUCCCAUCCCAUCUCCGUCCAGCUCGUCCUCUUCGAAGUCGACUCCCCGCGCGUCGCCCAAGAUCACAGAAGCAGUUGAUGAGGUUCCUGCCACUCCUACGUCACCUUCGCCUCCUGCGGCACCGACGACUCAUCCGGACUCCGCGCCGCCUGUGCUUCUCGACGAUGCCCCCGCAUCACCUAGUGAAUCGCCAGCAACUGAGGCGCCUUCACUUGCAGUGUCGCGUGCGCCUUCGCCAGACCCAGUCUCGACUGCAACUGUCCGUGCGCCGGUUUUUACGGCCCCAGCUACUGCAUCUCGCCCUGUCGCAAAGCCCGCUGUAGCCACGCCGCAGAUUCCUGGUGGUCGUCGCACAUCUAUGGCACCACCCGCUCUCGUCCCGGCCCUGCGUAUCGUGAAGCGUACCAGGAAGGAGCCACGCUCCAGCACGGUUUCUUCGCUGUCCUCCACGAAGGAGGAAGCUGCAGUGGCGGUCAAGGACGCGUCAGCGGCCCCAGCUACCUCCAAGCCGCCGCGUAGGUCUUCCGUCUCCAAUGCGCAGGCUUCUGGUCCCCGCAGGCUGCUUACCAGCGACGCGCCUGCCCCACCGGUGCCUACGCUCAGGCUUGGUGGGUCCGGCCCCAAGCGCAUCAAGGUACCCGCUGCGAGCACGCCCGCGGAGGCACCUAUGCGGCCUACCUCGCGGAUGGAGUCCGCCCCUCUUCGCCCAGUGGCCCGUGCUGAGGCAUCUGUUCAUGCGCGUCCCGUACCGCGCGUGUCCUCCGCUCCUGCGCCGGUGCCCGCGAAGGACCCCAUCACGCGUCCUGGGGUGCCACGGGCGGUGUCGUCCAAGCUACCUGCCCCGUCUUCUAGGAUCCCGGCGGUUGGACGCUCGAGCGGGCUGCCGAUGCCCGCUUCCAAGCGUACCGUGCCCACCAUUCGUCGCACGUAGGACGAGGGCGGACGGCUACGCAGAAUCGAAUCAGGACAAGGGACUUAGUAUGCGGAAUCUCUCCAGGUCAGGCGGUGCUCCCGUCGCCCUCGCUCAUAUCAACUAUCUACUAUUCGCUUUCAUCGCAUCCAACCAGGCAUUUUCUCCCUCUCAAGUACGCAGAUAUCUAACACUGUACACUCCGUUAUGACAUGGCUCUCUCGUCCAAUGACAAUCCAACAAUGCGCAUAUACAUACGAACAUCUUCAUGGGCUUUUUCUUCGUCUUUUCUUUCGCUAUCUCAUUGCAUUCAUUAGAUAGUCGCUGGACCAACAUGCCCUUCAUGUCCCUCUCACAACUACAUAGGUAGCUAGACUCUGGAGUCGUAUGCAAUUCCUUGCUUUGCUUUUUGUAACUCAGUUCUCCUUCGAUGAUGUUGACU